AUGACCAGCUCGGGAACUCACAGAAAGAGUAGUGAAAGUAAGUUGGAGUGUAAGGUGCCGCGUGCUCCCGAAAGCAGGGUGACGAAACCAGCUGCUUCUCCGGACAGCCAGCUUUAUUCGACCACCACAGGCCUCUCGCCCACCAAAGGCAGGAACUCCCUGGAGGAGGCAAAUCCCACAUGCAAGCAGCGCCCAAACUACGUGGAGCCAUCGAUGCUUAUCUCCGUAUCAGAGGACACAGCUGCAGCCGCGCACUCGUCAACAAAGUCACAGCCUCUGAACUGGACUGAGUCAGAUGUGCGGGGACAAGCAGCGAAGCCAACCUCUAGCUCCACUCCGUCAAAAGCGGCCUCUCUGCUUGUGGACCCAACCGUCGCCCAGUACCCCGACACCCAGAGCCACAAACAUGACUACAGCCAUCCGGGAAAUCCCUCGUACAUCCAGUUGUCCACGCUGAUCGCUGGCGGAUCGGAUAAUGGGACAUUUAUCCAACGUGGUUGGCUUACCAAUACUUCUGAACUGCAUGUGCGCUUAUCAGCAACCGCUUGCAAGUUUUUCAACCCCUGCCUUUCGAAUACGGCUCAGCUGCAGCACAAUAUGUACAUCGCUUGCUCAAAAUUUGUAGUAGAGCCCACUUUUAGUGGCGAAUUCGAUGCAGAUGCAGGUUUUGACGAUCGACCUGCUGAGGAUGGAUCAGAAGGUAAUGCGGGUUUACGCCGCGUGGACUCACAGGCGCGAUCCAUCUCAUCCCCCGUGACUCCUGGAGUAUUUUCAUUUACUCCACACAACUGUCCCCAGCCUGUUUUGCUAUCUACUCUGGAAAUCAACCGGUGUCGCGCACAUCGUGGAGAGAACACUGAAUGUUGGGGUACUCUUUACAAACCGGGGGACGAUGUCACUUUUUAUGUGGAAACGGGUGAUAUCGAGAACACAGCUAUCGUGAUCGAAUUUUAUCGUCAGGAGAGGAGAAACAAAUUACAAGACACUGCGCAGACAAACGCUUCGCCUCUUCGGCUCAUCGGCUGUGCACGGUUUGGCCCAUUCGAGGGAACUUAUGGCCGUAAGGCUUCCCAGAUCUUGAGCUCCAAACAGCUUCCAAUCGGGGAUUUACGAGUUCAAUAUUUGGUUAUACAUCCAAUGACAAAGGCACCUGCCCCAAGUCUUGCUGUGACAUACCAACAUCACUGGAAGAAACGCAAGGCUGUGGACAUUGGACACCGAGGUAUGGGCACAUCCUUUCUCGGACAUUCACAGAAGAGUACCAAAAAGCCGGCCAAUAAUAAGGAGAAUACUCUGGACUCGUUCAGGACUGCAGUCCAACAUAUUCGUCGAUGCCUGUCUGCAGAUGUCUCUCUGUUUGGUAACGAAUCAAAACUUCAUUGGAUUUCCGAACACCCAUCCUACAACUUUAGUUUAUCAACGGACACGAUACUCCUCGCCGAGCACCUACGCGCUGCAAGUGGUACCCUUUUUCUCUGGUUUUUGAUCGCAUCCAUUUUCUUCCGUUUUCCCGAAAACCCCGAAUCAUGUUAUCCACAGGGCGCAGACUUUGUUGAGAUGGACGUGCAGUUGACGAAAGAUCACAAGGUGGUUGUUUACCAUGACUACGAAGCCGUUGUUAUCUCCAGAAAGAAACGUGGUGGUCGACUGUCCUAUCUUCCAAUCGCAAUUAAGGACUUGAACUAUGACGACCUUCGUGAACUGAAAGUUCAUCAUUCGAGUGUUUUGCAAGAACCUCACACUCACGAAAAAAUGGAUGAAGACGACUUGGAUCCAAUCGAGAUGCAGUCUUUCCCACUUCUUCGCUCCUGUUUUAAUGAACUGGAUCCUGAUCUUGGCUUCGUGAUAGAAGUGAAAUAUCCUAUGGAUUUCAAAGCCGGUGGUUGUGAGAUGAGCAACUUCUUCGAAUAUAACUUCUAUGUGGACACAAUACUCAGAGAAAUUCUCUCUUUUGCCGGUCCUCGUCGCAUCCUGUUGUCUUGUUUUGAUCCCAAUGUUUGCAUAAUGUUGCAGCUUAAACAAAAUAUCUACCCUGUCUUUCAAUUGGGCAUAGCACCCGAAUACGCGGACACGCGGCAGAACGAUUUUGAACAUCUUUUCUGGUCGGCCCUGAGUCAUCAGCUCCUGGGAGUUUGUCUGGAAAGUGAUCGUCUGUUAGAAGUACCAGAUGCUCUCAAACUCGCUCAUCUCCAUGGUCUUGUCGUGCUGGCUUGGGGAGAAGCGGUCAAUUCUCCAGAAAAGCGAGCACAACUAUCCGAGCUUGGAGUAGACGGCAUCAUAUAUGACACGCUCAAUGAAACCAAAGAACGAGGCACUCUUAGUAUCUUCAAGCAGAAAAGCCAAGCCUCUUCGCCUGAACCACAUGCAUUGUCUCUAGACGCUCUCCACUUAAUUUCUGUGCCGAAUUUCGAUGGCGCCCGUACAAUGCAGAGACUGGCAAGUAGUGUAGGAUCACCAGAACAGGCCCCAUCAGAACCGAACCCCGAUGUUGUGCCAAGUAGAGAAGCUUUCGGUUCAGCUCACGUGGCAGUAAUGCGUGAACAGUUGAAAUUAGGAAAUCUUUCGCACACUUACUCGACGAACUUAUGUGAGUCGAUUACACCAACUACAGCGGCUACACCAGCUGACAACUUUUCUGGCGUGGCAGAUGUUGCUUCCGGGACAGGUUCCGGCACUCUACAAUCUUCGAACAAGGUACCGCCAGAGGAUCAAGGCCACAUGGGCACCGGACGCAAGAACAGUUCAUCUGGACAGCGUGUUCUGCCAUUGGUUACACUCGCAUGAUCUCUGAUUCAUCAGUUUAACUUUAUUAAAUUCCUGUUGCGCGCCAUUUCGCAGCUGCCUUUUCAAUACCCACUUUCUCUCUUGUGUGUCCACCGAACGACUUGCCGAUUGAAACAUAGUCGACGGCCCUGCAGAAUAUCAAACGGUCCUCCCAACUGAAUUCGCGCCAACAAGUUUCGCGGGUAUCCUUCCAUAUUUAUUUUUGGGUUUAGCUUCCUCCCUCAUUUCUCCUGUUGUCUUUGCGGACUUGUUCAUAUUCUCUCCAUCAUCCUGCCCCUUGUCAUUAUCCUUUCCGUCACAAUCCCAUUUGAAAUAACCCCAGGUUGCCGUCUAGUCACACGGAUUGCGUACCCUUGUGAAAUUUUACUUUCAGUUGAUGCGAAUUCUCCCAGUAUCUUGUGUCAUUUUUCAACCACUCGUCGACUGCUAGGGCUUCCCCUGAUGAUCUCGUGUUUUUACCCCUUUCUCCCUCGGUAACACUUUGAUAGAUUACAUGCGAUGUAAGUAUUGCAAGAAUGUAUAAUGAGCCGUGGAACGAGUCUUCAUGUAAGAUAGUGUUGAAGUCUGCACUAACAAGGGAAAGUUUUUUUUGAUUUUUUAGCACAUGUCAGCAGUCCAAAUGACAUAUCCCAGUGUGUCAAAUCCAUUCAAGAAAGCCUGAAUAAAGUUUUCAAACCCACACAGCCUCUGUAGCAUUCAUUGCUAACGCAUAUAAUCAAUGUAGACUCGCUUAUAACAACCUCUGAAGGCAGUAGAUUAUUACUUCUCAGAAAGUCUACUUCAUCCGUCUCCAACACGUGGGAUGUCUUCAGCGACACCAAAAUCUAGUGACCGCCACUGUAAUUUUUUUGAUUUUUAGCACAUGUCAGCAGUCCAAAUGACAUAUCCCAGUGUGUCAAAUCCAUUCAAGAAAGCCUGAAUAAAGUUUUCAAACCCACACAGCCUCUGUAGCAUUCAUUGCUAACGCAUAUAAUCAAUGUAGACUCGCUUAUAACAACCUCUGAAGGCAGUAGAUUAUUACUUCUCAGAAAGUCUACUUCAUCCGUCUCCAACACGUGGGAUGUCUUCAGCGACACCAAAAU
Opisthorchis viverrini is the source of this 3866-nucleotide messenger RNA. RefSeq lists its product as hypothetical. Gene Ontology annotation, molecular function: glycerophosphocholine phosphodiesterase activity. Gene Ontology annotation, biological process: glycerophospholipid catabolic process. Bases 1 to 2784 code for a protein of 927 amino acids. The transcript is spliced from 14 exons. The record is from RefSeq and is a predicted model, not a curated record. NCBI's taxonomy places the organism in Eukaryota, Metazoa, Platyhelminthes, Trematoda, Opisthorchiida, Opisthorchiidae.